AUUACGUUUUUGUGUACAACUCCAGGGCUGGAAGCUUACUGUACACUGACCUGAAUGCGGUUAGUGCGGCAGCCAACGAAGCAGGCGCUCACCUGGGCUGCUUCGACUCUCAAGUAGCAAGUGCAUCUGACCUGAACGCAAGGAAACCACAUCAACAAGUCGAUCAGCAAUGACCACUGCAGCUGCAGAAUGUAUACCGGCAUAUAACAAACAUUUCAUCCCUCUCGAGUCAAAUCCAGACGUCUUCACCGAGCUUGCGCAUAAGCUCGGUCUAUCUGCCUCAUUGGUUUUCGAGGAUGUGCUCUGUUUAGACGAUCCAGAGCUACUUGGCUUUCUUCCGCGACCAGCCUUUGCGUUGAUCCUGGUGUUUCCGACGACAGACGACUAUGAGAAGAGAGUCCAAGACGAAGACACUAAGCUUGGGGAACUCCAAGCUUAUGGAGGUACUGGCGAUGUGAUAUUCUUCAAACAGACUAUCAAUAACGCAUGCGGUCUCUAUGCGAUCUUGCAUGCUGUCUGUAACGGCGAGGCACGGCAGAAGAUCGAAAGUGACUCAAUCAUUGCUCAAUUAUUGAACUCCAGUCUGACACGCAAUUCGGACGAGCUGGCGAAGGCAUUGGAGAAAGACGAUGGGCUUGAACGGGCAUAUGGUGGAGUAGCAAUAAAGGGAGAUACUGAAGCGCCCCUCAACGCGGAAGACGAGGUGGACUACCACUACAUCGCCUUUGUCAAAUCAGCCAAGGACAGCCAUCUGUACCAAUUUGACGGCGAUCGCAAGAGUCCUAUAGACCUUGGGACGCUCACAGCAGAUGAGGACGUCCUCUCCGAGAAAUGUCUCAGUGUCAUUCGUGGUAUGAUGGCAAGCGAAGAACAGAACCCCAACUUCAGUUUGAUGGCUCUGGUGGAGCAAGCAGAUAUGUAGGUAGCCAAGGAGUCACACUCUUCGUAGGAUUUCUCCGAAGAGCGAGGAAGUGUGAACUAUGAAGGACCUUUUUAUUUGUUCUUGCAACGAACUUCGUCAGACGAAGAAUGCACGUACUGAAGUACAGCCGCAAACACCACAGCUGAGCAAGACGCAAAGCUGUGGGAUGCUCCCCGAAGGGACUCGUAAAAGUGUCGAAGACUCAAGUGGCUGGUGUGCGGGUUGCGUCCUAUGAUGGAUGGAUCUAUGCAGAAUGACAUAGCGACAUGGUUUCGUCCUCACAUUAGAGGCUGAUGUUGUUUGUCGUAGUGAU
Molecule: messenger RNA, 1235 nt
Organism: Alternaria rosae
Lineage: Eukaryota; Fungi; Ascomycota; Dothideomycetes; Pleosporales; Pleosporaceae
Exons: 2
Coding region: 170-922 (250 amino acids)
Biological process (GO): ubiquitin-dependent protein catabolic process; protein deubiquitination
Cellular component (GO): cytoplasm
Molecular function (GO): cysteine-type deubiquitinase activity
Source: RefSeq, a predicted model, not a curated record